CAUGGAUGUCCAACAGAAACAGAUUGUCACCAAACUUAUGGAAUCCAUUCCCACACUUCGUAUCAGACAUUUGGGCAAAACUAUAACCCCGGAGAAGGUGGCCGUUGAGUGCUCUAUCAAAUACGUCAAGAAUAAGGAGUUCCUUAUUUUGCCCGAAAUGGAUCUCUUAUAUCAACUCAAUUGGCUUAAUCUGAUCCGCGGUAACGAAGUCUUGUUGAAUAAAUUCAUGGUUAGAGUGGAGAAGGAGGUCAACCAUUUUAAGGACGACAUGACUGACAACUACCUAGCUGCCUUAUUCUAUAAGGGAUACCUACUCAGACUACUGGGUAAACCAAAGGAAGCCAAACAGUGUAUGCAAACUGUGGUGGAAAAUGCCUCGAAGAUCAAGUUGGAGACGUCAAUAGUGCCGCAGUCGGUGCUCGAGUUGGGUCUCCUGGACCUGGAACAGGGUCUCACCGAAGAGGCCAAGAAGUGGCUCAACAAAUGCAUCAGCGAUUACAACGGCUAUCUCAACGAAAACUAUGUCCAUUUGCGGGCAUUCGCGGGGCUCCGGGAGCUCGGCGUCAGCACCGAUAAGUUCAAGGAGGACGACAUGAAACUCGAGGAAUACAAGAAGCAAUGGCUGAAAGACAUUAACGUCGAGGAGAAGAGCUAUGAGAGUAUACUCGAGAAGGAGGAGGAGAUUGUCGUCAAA
Molecule: messenger RNA, 694 nt
Organism: Oppiella nova
Lineage: Eukaryota; Metazoa; Arthropoda; Arachnida; Sarcoptiformes; Oppiidae
Source: the annotation of a GenBank genome assembly